GACAGUGAUGAGGAAGAUGAAGAUGCUGAAAACACAGAAGCUGUAAGCGUUGGGAAAAUCAGCAGGAGUCCAUCCCCAGCUCCUCAAGAGGAGCAAAGUGAACCAGAAAUGACAGAAGAAGAAAAGGAGUAUCAAAUGAUGAUGCUGACAAAAAUGCUGCUGACCGAGAUUCUCUUAGAUGUCACAAAUGAAGAAAUUUAUUACGUGGCCAAAGAUGUUCACCGUAAAGCAACUAAAGCUCCUGCAAAACAGCUGGCACAGUCCAGUGCACUGGCUUCUCUCACUGGACUCGGUGGACUGGGUGGUUAUGGAUCAGGAGACAGUGAAGAUGAGAGGAGCGACAGAGGCUCUGAGUCAUCUGAUACUGAUGAUGAGGAAUUACGGCACAGAAUCAGGCAAAAACAGGAAGCGUUUUGGAGAAAAGAGAGAGAACAGCAACUACUACUAGAAAAACAGCUAGAAGAAGAAAAGCUACAAAAUGAAAAAGUUUCAAAAGAGAUGAAUGAAUUCAUCAACAAAGAACAAAACAGUAACUUGGCAUCACAGGAGGCAAAAGAACUCGAAGCAGAUAUGGUUCAUGAAAAGAAAAGAUCUCCAAAUGCAAUCGCCCCUGAUACAGAACUCAAAAAAGAGGGUAAAGAGAGGGCAGGAAGGAGUGGGUCGAGAAGCUCAAGCAGCGGUAGCAGCAGCAGCAAUAGCAGAAGCAGUAGCAGUAGCAGCACAGUAUCCAGUUCCUCCUAUAGCAGCAGCUCAGGUAGUAGUCGCAGCUCUUCACGUUCUUCCUCUCCUAAAAGGAAGAAGCGACACAGUCGCAGUAGGACACCUUCACAUAAAGUUAGGCGCAGCAGAAGCAGGAGUUAUUCCCACAGAAACAGGAGAGAGAGGAGUAGGAGCAGGGAGAAAAUAAGGGAAAGGAGGAGAUCUAGCAGAAAUCGCAGUGCUGACAGAGGGGAAAGGCGAAGAAAUCGGAGUCCCUCGAGAGAGAGAAGCUGGGAUAGACGUAGAAGUAGCAGCCGUUCAAGAGACCGGCGAGCCAACCGGGCGAGCCGCAGCAGAAGCAGGGAUAGGCGUAAAACUGAAGACCAGCGUAGAAGCCCCGCUGGAAAUAGGCACAAACAUAAAAGUGAGGGUAAAGAUCAAGAACGGAAGAAGGAGCAGGGCGGAGGGGUAGAUAAAGACAGAAAAAAGAACAGAGAAAGGGAGAGAGAUCAGGAAAAGAGAAAAGAUAAGCCCAAAAAAGAGGAAAAAGAAAGUAAGGCUGGCAAUCAUGACGACAGUAGGUUAAAGAGAAAAAGAGACAGCGAAAGAACUUUCACUCGUGGUGAGACAAUAUGUGUGAAAAUAAUAAGGCAGGAUUCCAGACAAGAAAGCAAAAAAAUUUCUACCAAAGAUAGCAAAAAACAGUCAGGCUCUGAAUCUAGCGCGAGGAGUAGUUCUGAAUCACCUGGGAGCAGUAAAGAAAAGAAGGCUAAGAAAUCGAAGCAUAUUCGGUCAUGCUCCAUGGAGAAAUCUCAAAGGUCUGGUAAGAAGGCAAGCCGCAAACACAAGUCUAAGUCGCGAUCAAGAUCAACAACUCCUCUUCGUCGUAAACGCUGAGGAAUUAUUAUGGCACCAGUGCUAUGACGUUUACAAAUUCCAUGAGUUAUAAAAGGCUUGUCUCAUUAUAGAGGCACAUUGUGGCUAUGUAGGUGAAACCAGAAUCCUUUUUUUAUCUGUAAAUAGGUGUAUUUUUUCCAAAUGCUGCUCAGAAUGAAAUACCUAAUAGGAUUUCUUUGUAUUACAUUUUUUCAAGAACGGUAGUGCUUAUUAAGAAUAUAAAACAUGCCAUUCUCUUUCAGCUGUAAUGUUCUUAAAAUUACUAUUGAAUGUACUGUGAUGUCAAUAAAGCUCUUUAGUUCAUUUUUUGUUUAAAAUUCUUGCACCUGAAUUUUGUGUUAAAUUGUAGAAAGUACUUUUAAAAAAAGACAGAAAAGAAAAACGCAGCUUUUUGCUAUAACAAAUUUUUAAAGUACUUGAAAAAGAUUUUAACGUAAAACACUUGUCAAAAUACGUUAUCCAUGGACAUGAUGAGAUUAAUUUAUGGGG
Molecule: messenger RNA, 2085 nt
Organism: Mesitornis unicolor (brown roatelo)
Lineage: Eukaryota; Metazoa; Chordata; Aves; Mesitornithiformes; Mesitornithidae
Gene: PNISR
Product: PNN-interacting serine/arginine-rich protein
Exons: 6
Cellular component (GO): nuclear speck; presynaptic active zone
Molecular function (GO): RNA binding
Source: RefSeq, a predicted model, not a curated record